AUGCAGCAGUGGUUGUUCAGUGUAACUUGACCUCCCUGCUCAGAGCGGAGUUUCUCCUCCCAGAGCUUCCAGUCUGACUGAGACCUGCUCCGGACUUUACUGGGUUAUUUCCCGGGACAGAAACCUGCAGAGACCCCAGAGACCAGUGCACAGACCUGAAACACACAAGAAAAUAGCCCGGAUCCGAGAUGGACAGCCGUCAUCUGUCCCAGCUGUAGGUCAGUGAUGGCCGUCGUGUUUCCUGGACGAGGAGGAGACGACGUCAGAUCCAGACUCCAUGUUGGUCGUCAUGGCCUCCCUGGAUGGUAGCACGCCGGUUGAGACGCUUCUGGCAGCGAUCCAUCUGGAGAGAUACCUGGACAUUUUCCGUCAAGCUGGUCUCCUAUUGGCUAGAGACUUUACUCACCUGGAUCAUGACGCCUUUGUCAGUCUGGGAAUAACCGCCACAGGACACAGGAAGAGAAUCCUACGACUGGUCAGUCACAUCCAGAGGACUGAAGCUCAAAGAGCCAAUCAGAAAGCAGUGACUGAUCUCCCACGUGACCGCUGUCAGUCUGUGACGGACAUUUCUUCUUCGGAGCGAGGCUGUGGCGCCGCUGCGCUCCAUCAGUCCACGGGACCCGUUAACUUCGAGGCGUUUAGGAACAGUUCGGCUCCGAACCUUGGCGCCAUGUUGACGAACUCAGACCCCAAUGGCAACAGAGUCAUGGUGAAGCCAGUUCCCAAACCCAGAACUGUCUUCAACCGCCGCAGGACUGCACCCAUCCACUUCUGUCCAACACCAGACCCAGCCCUGCCCAGGAGACUCUCCCAGGAGUCCAUCUGUUUCACUGUGUUAGAGGGUCUGACCUCAGGGGAUACACCUGACAACAGGUUGACCUCUGACCUCAACGACAAGUCGACCAGCCGAAGACCGAGUCAGGUGGAGAGGAUGAGGCGGAGUUUGUCUUUUUCAGACGCUGGGGGGUUGUUACCUCCAGUUCCCCCGAGGCUGAACCGCGGGGUCCCCCCCUCAGUGUUCAAGGGGUCCCCUCCCUCUUCUUCUUCACCUGUACAAACAGAGCAGAACCAGACUCACUCUUCACUGACUUCUGGUAGUCUGGACAUCAGCAGGCUCUCUGGAUCCCCACCCUCCACUUCACCUAGAGGAGGGGGGAUAGAGAUGAUCUCUAAUGAGAUCUACUGGGGCACUUUACCUGGAUCUACUGUCCCCAGUGGAGGGAGGAGUUACUGCAGCCAGCAGUCUGCUCCUCCAACUCCACCCAGACUAACUCCUGAGAGGAACAGUGGCAGCACUUUAAGUAACAACUCUUCAGGAUCAGCCAGAGCUUCGACAGACGACCCUGAGGAGGAGAUCAGUCCAUACUGUGAAACUGUUUUCCAACCCAGAAGACAUCCACACACCUGUGAGAGUGAGAGAAGCAGACUGGAGGGAAGAGAGACAAGGAGGGACGAGGAGAAACAUGCAGAGGAUCAUGGGAGUCAGAAGUUUUCCUGGACGAGGCGUUUGUCUCAGGCUCUUCACUCCGGAGACUCUCAGGGUUAUAGCACCGUUGGAGAACCUCCACCCCCUCUCCGCUGCCUCUCCCUGCCCCCCCACACCUUCCCCCCAGAGACUGACGAAGACCUGACCAUCUCCCCUUACGCCAGCUACACCUCCCUGACUGAGAGAGCCCCACCCAUCAUCAGCGGCUGGCUGGACAAGCUGUCUCCACAGGGGAACUAUGUUUUCCAGAAACGUUACGUGAAGUUUGACGGUAAAAACCUGAUGUACUUCGGCAGCGAGAAGGAUGUCUAUCCUAAAGGAGUCAUCCCAGUGGGUGCCAUCCAGAUGGCCCGCCCAGCCAAAGACAAUAAGUUUGAAAUAGUGACGAGUCAGAGGAUAUUUGUGUUCAGGACUGACAGUGAAGUGCUGAGGCGGCGGUUGUCCACACUGCAGGAACAUGUCAGGGAUCAGCUGGUGUUCGGUCGGCGGCGGUUCGGUCCUGGUUCUCACUGUCAGAGACACGGAAUCCUGGAACUGAAGGGAACCAAGUCCAAAGUCUAUGCCGCCAUCAACACGGAUCAGAUCUGGCUCUACAAGAGUGAACAGUGUUUUCGUAACGGAAUCGGCAUCACAGUGAUCGAAGCUCGAGGAGCGACAAUCAGAGAUGGAAAGCACAAGAGCUUUGACCUCAUCACACCAUAUAAAACCUUCAGCUUCACAGCAGAAUCGGACCGAGAGAAGCGGGACUGGAUGGAGGCCCUGCAGGAGUCAAUCGCAGAGACUCUGUCAGAUUACGAGGUUGCCGAGAAGAUCUGGUCCAACCGGUCCAACAGGAUGUGUGCUGACUGCAAGGCCCUGAACCCAGACUGGGCCUCCAUCAACCUGUGUGUGGUCAUCUGCAAGAACUGUGCAGGUAGGAUGUCUAGACCCGGUUAGAUCCCGCAGAGCUUU
Molecule: messenger RNA, 2437 nt
Organism: Lates calcarifer (barramundi perch)
Lineage: Eukaryota; Metazoa; Chordata; Actinopteri; Centropomidae
Product: arf-GAP with Rho-GAP domain, ANK repeat and PH domain-containing protein 3-like
Molecular function (GO): protein binding; GTPase activator activity
Source: RefSeq, a predicted model, not a curated record